Messenger RNA from Staurois parvus, 302 nucleotides. The record is from the annotation of a GenBank genome assembly. NCBI's taxonomy places the organism in Eukaryota, Metazoa, Chordata, Amphibia, Anura, Ranidae.
AUGUACCAUUUUGUUGAACUGUUUUUUUUUUAUGUUUUUUUUCAACAGCUGUAAGUGCACAUUCACCCUCUACUAGCAUAGCAUCAUCUGCACAAUACAGACAGCUGGUGAAUGACUAUGGACCCCCAUCCUUAGGAUAUACUCAGAGUACAACCAGCAAUCAGGUGCCGCAAAGCAAGUAUGCAGAGCUUCUUGUCAUUAUAGAAGAGCUGGGUAAAGAAAUUAGACCAACCUAUGCAGGCAGUAAAAGCGCAAUGGAGAGACUAAAAAGAGGUAAGGGUGUGUUUAAUUCCCUCACAUAA